Molecule: messenger RNA, 4874 nt
Organism: Oryzias latipes (Japanese medaka)
Lineage: Eukaryota; Metazoa; Chordata; Actinopteri; Beloniformes; Adrianichthyidae
Gene: midn
Product: midnolin
Cellular component (GO): nucleus
Molecular function (GO): protein binding
Source: RefSeq, a predicted model, not a curated record
CUCCGAGAGGAGCCGUUUAAGCGGAGCCUCGCUCGCAGUCCCGGCUCCUCUGUGUUCACUAAGGAAGACGUCGGGCUUCAGGAAGUACUCGGACUCUUUCUUACACAUUAAGCAUUAAGCAGGACUCCUGCACGCGGACGAGCCUGCCGGUUCAGCUUUUUGACUGGAUGCUUUGAGAAUUUGGAUUAACGAGAUUGUCUGUCGCCGCCCGGCCGGGCUGACGGGGACACAAAGCCCUUUCGGCGGAGGAGCUUUACAGUUUUCAGCACACAAUAGUGGAGCCUCAGUAGGUGUAGAAAGCUGCAGAGAACCUCUCGCUAUUGCCUGCGGACACGAGGUAAUCGGAUGGACCAGCAUCCCAGCGCUCAGAGCUGCACCAGCCGUGGGGCUUCGUCCUGCGAGAGCAUCCUCACAGAGCCCUCCAUGAAUCUGUACAUCCACUCCACCACUGGUACACGCUUCGAGCUCUCUCUGCCCCUGGAGGAGACGGUGGAGGGUUUGAAAAAAAGGCUGUCGCAAAGACUCAAAGUAGCAAAAGACAAACUGGCUGUGCUUCACAAAGAAACGCGACUAAGUUCAGGCAAGCUUCAGGACCUAGGCAUCUCUGAUGGGAGCAAGCUAACACUUGUACCUACAGUUGAAGCAGGAUUGAUGUCUCAAGCAUCAAGACCAGAACAAUCAGUAAUGCAAGCCUUGGAGAGUCUAACAGAAAUUCAGGUUAGUGACUUUCUGUCUGGCCGCUCUCCCCUAACCCUGGCACUGCGUGUAGGUGAUCACAUGAUGUUUGUCCAGCUUCAGUUGGCAGCACAACAGUCUGGUGCUUCUCAGCUCCAUAACAGGCAUCUCAUUACUCGAGGAGGAACAGAGGCCACCAUGGGACAGCCUACAGGACAGCUUCGUGCGCCCCACAUUCACCCGCCAUCCCGCCCUCAUCAUCCACACAAUAACCCCAGCCCACUCUCAUCUCCGCCUCAUUGUGUCCCCUCCUCCCCGUCUCAUAGAGGCCCUCCUUCCUCUCGUCUGCCUUCCACACACCAGCAGCCGGUGCCUCCCAUGUACCACCAGUCGCCCUCCUUAGCUCACUGUAGUAGCCCUAUUUCUCCCCCCCACCCUUCUUGCUCAUCCCACAUCCCAGGAACUUUUUUACGUUCUUCAGCUCACUGUCAUCACCAUCACAGUCAUCAUAACCAACAUCACCAUCAUUACCACCAGCUUGCCUCAUCUCCACCAAGCCAGGAUGUUGGCCAGGCAAACUGCAGCACAAAAGGCUCUAACCCAGCAACUUGUAUCUCUCAACACUCCCGUAAACCUGGUGCCAUCAUCGAGAGCUUUGUUAACCAUGCUCCUGGGGUCUUUUCGGGGACGUUUUCAGGCACUUUGCAUCCAAAUUGCCAGGACAGCAAUGGGCGUCCAAGACGAGACAUUGGGACCAUUUUGCAGAUCCUAAAUGACCUCUUAAGUGCCACACGGCACUACCAGGGCAUGCCCCCCUCCUUCACUCAGCUACGUUACCAGACCCAGUUUGGUCCAUCCACCUCCCCAUCCCCCUCGCCUCCGCCAUCACCUCCAGUCGCUGGUGCUACAGGCCUCUCUGAUAAAGUUACCUCCAUACCUGCUGGUAGUCCUAGCAGUCCUCCUUUGACUCUUCAUCCACUGGUGCAGUGCCAGAGCCAGAUCCACAUGUGUAAGCCAGGUGAUCGUUUACGUCAGACCGAGAACAGAGCAACUCGCUGUAAGGUGGAACGUCUGCAGCUUUUGAUGCAACAGAAGCGCCUGCGCAGAAAGGCUAGGCGAGACCAACGCGCUCCAUAUCAGUGGCUGCCCAACCGCAGGUCUGCAAGGAGCAGCAGCAACAGCAGCAUGUCCAGUGAGGGAUCCCUGGACCUGGACUUUGAUGAUUCUGUGUGGAAGCACGAUGUAAAAGCAGACUUGAACCCUGAGUAUGUCAUGGCCUGAGCUGUGGGCACCCUUAAGAUGGAAAGAUGUGUAAACCAUGUCCUGGGAUUCAUUUGGAGUGGGGAUGGAGAGACUGAGUAUUUGCAGGAGGUAAAUAAGCAAAUAGGAAAGGAAAGGCUGUCACGUGACCCCUCAUCAGCCAUUUUGGGGGAAAAAAGCUUCUUAAGACUUCAAUCCUUCCCCUAUACAUAGCUGACGUUGUCGAAAGCAAAAUACUUUGACAUGAGACUUGGACUUGGUCAGCCAGUGAAUGGACUCUGCAGUGUAGAAGACUUGAAAUUUGAUGGCAGUCACCGUACCUGUAGUUGAGCAGGAAAACAUUCUGUGGGGUGGUGGUGGUAUUUUUAGUAGGGGUUUCUUUUGUUUGCCUUGUUUUGUUUUCAACUGCUCUUUGAGCAGAAAUGAAUGGAUCCCCAUUGGACGUGUGAAGAGCUGAGGAUCACCACAGACUUUGAAGCAAGCCACAGGGCCAUCUCAACAGAGAGCAGUAAUGGGGAGGUUAAACCUUUGCUUUUCCACUUUUAAAACAAAUGUUUCUAUUUUAUAAGUAAAACACAAUAUGUAGCAUUGUUCACAGAGCAUUCAGGUUUUCCUACAACAAUUCAAAGUUGUUGAUUAGUUGCAUAUUUCUUUGAUAUUCAACAGCUGGUCAGAAUUUACAAAAGAAAGUGAGGCCUUGGGGGGGGGGGGGGGGGGGGGGUAAAGAAGAUGCUUAUGGAUCAUUACUCACAAUAGGAAACGAUUAAUGAAUAAAUAAAAUGAAAUAUUAACAGCAAGUGCUUUAAAAAGAUUUUAAGAUGUAUUUUAAAAAACAUCUUUUUUUUUCUUCUAAAAACAGGAGCCCUUUGUGGCUCUGGUCAAGUUGGUGUCUACCAAGAAUUAUGUUGCUUCAUUUAAUCAUCUGUGGAUUAUCUUGUUUCAAUGCAGCAAAAUAAUACUCCCAAGAUGUUCGUCAUCCAGCCAGCGCGACAAACCUUUGUAAAAUUGAUGUUUUUUUACAUAAAUAUGACAACUAGCAAACAUCUUUGUGAAAGUGUGUAUGUUUGAGUACAAAGUAUAUUUCUUUUAAAUGAGUUUUUUGUUUCUCAAACCGGGAAGCUAAACUACAGUAAAUGAAAAGGUGACUCUUUAAUGCAGUUCCAGGACAAAACAGUAAAGUCAAGUUUUUAAAGUGUACUUUCACCAGGAGUCAUACUGACCAUCUUUUAGUUGUUAUGACCUUUUUCCUGCAUCAUUAUUUAGUGCCUCCACCAGAACAUCUAUUGGCUUAUCAGGUUUGACCUUCCACAAUGUUGCUGCUAUACUUAGGGGUCCUAAAGCAGGAAAAAGACUUCCGUGUGCAUGCAGACAUGUAAAUGACACUGACCUAUUGAAUUUUGUGCUUCGGAAAAAAAAAAAACAUUUAAACUUGCAUGAAUUUGUAUGGAUUUGUGAAGAAAAUAAAGUGCUGCUUUUGUUAGCUAGGGUUUUUUUUGGUAACUUUUUAGUGUCAAUUCAACAAUGUCCCACUAAAUUAUUACCACUGAAAGAGAAAACGGAUAAAGUGUGGGCCCAUGUUGUUGCUCAGCACUAAACAUUCCUGUUGUGUGACAACACUUGCAAAGAGCAAAUGACGUUUAACUCCCCAGUGGCUCCCAAAGAUCCAGACAGCUGAGGAAAUGUUCAUCCCGCCCCCCUCCUUCCAGCCUGAACCCAAACACUGACAGGGACAUGUCCUUUCUGGGACCCACAGAGCUGUUUAUGAAAGUCACCCAAGAAAAUACCUGCUGUGACUCUGAAUCCGUCUGACUGACCACCCAACCAACCGCAAUGCGAUUGCACUCCUAGUGUUUGCAGUGAGAGAUUAUUUUUUUGGUGAACCUUGUCUUUUAUUCUGAAUUUGUUUGUUUUUUUCAAGUGGCCUUAUGUUUCACAAAAAACAUUGCAGCCAAUGGAAUGGGACUUUGUCUUUUCUGACAUUUUUGUGUCAGUCAGACGUACCACGCUGUCACUGAGGACACUGGGCAUUUGAUGUGACUUUUCCUGGUGGACUCUGUAUAAUGUCAAGGUGUCUGUAUGUGAAAAUGUUGCCCUCAUCGUGUCAGAUUGACCUUUCUUGUUGGUAUACUUGACUAUAACUAUGAGAGUCAAAGAGAGAAUCACUUCUUAAAAGUAGUAGUUAUACCUCAAAUGUAGUUUAUUUGUUCCCCAUUUCAUCAUUGUGUUUCCAUGCUUGUUGGUGAUGCUAACAUCUUUGAUUUCCAGCCAACAAGCUAGUAAAAGUAAAAAAAUAAUGUAAAGGGAGGCGAUUUUAGGUAGGCACUGCUCAGAUGGAAAGAAAACAGCCCUAAGUUGGGCUCUUAAAGAUUCUGAGGACUUUUGAAAACACGAACUUCCCCCUUCCUUGGUUACAAUGGUGUGAAAGGACAAUUCAAUGCCCGUCUCUCCCAUAUUCUUGUGUGUGUCAACUUUACUGUGUGCCUCUUUUAAUGGGUGAAACUCAAAAUCAGAAACGGAACAGAACAAAAGCCUUACAGAAAAGAUAAAAGGUGUACGUUGAUGGAGUUCUGAUCACAUUAUUGAAGUUUCUGGUUUAUUUCUUGUAGCCAACAAUUAUAGAUACUUUUUUUUAAAUUAAAUUACAAUGUACCUACUCUUGACCAGUGUAGCACAUGUGUGAUUGUAUGAAUUUAUGAAACCCAAAUGGUAACUGUGAAUUAUUUUGUUUUGGUCAGAGAGGAAACUGGGCAUGCAGCAGCAGCAGCUGAUGCUCAGGUAAAAUGUUUUUUUCUUUUUGUGGACUAUAAUGGAAGCUACAAGUUUCCCAAAAGUAAGAAAAAAAGUCAAAAAAAGAUUUUUUUCUCAAGCAAUACAUUUCUGUGUGACCUGUGAUAUAUUUUUUUCUUUUUUAGGUAAUGAAUAAAAUCAAAAUGAAGACA